CGGGUCUGGCCGCAGGAGAUCACGCGCGCUGAUCUUUACGAAACACGGAUUGUAAACCACGCCGGUCACACACAAAUCAAACAUGUCUACUGCAUUACUCAUCCAACCUUCAGGGGAGUUGUGGAAGAAGAUCAGAGAAGAGCUGAACGAGAAUGUAAAUACACGUGACCAGGACCUCGCUACGAUCAAGGAAUGGUUGCGAAAGCAACCGCACCUGCCUGAUGAAUGGCAUGACCAGUGUCUGAUGUCAUUCCUUCGAGGAAGUAAUUUCUCCCUAGAAAAAUGCAAGAAGAAAUUGGACAUGUAUUUUACUAUGCGUACAGCAUGUCCAGAAUUCUUCACUCAGAGAGAUGUAACAAGACCGGACCUCAAAGAUUUAUUAAGCAGAGGGCAAGGGCCAACCCUACCUGGAUUGACGCCAAAAGGUUACCGGGUCAUUCUUGCAAGAGCUUUGGAUAAAACUCUAGACCCAAGUCAUUUGAACAAUGUUUUCAAACUCGCCAUGAUGAUGGGAGAUAUCAGAUUGAACGAGGAAUUAGAGGGUGUGGCAGGAGAUGUGUAUGUUUUGGAUGCCUCCAUUUUGGCCCCCAGCCAUUUGGGAAAAAUAUCCCCUGGAGCCAUAAAGAGAUUUUUAAUAUGUAUACAGGAGGCAUAUCCCGUAAAACUCAAAGAGGUGCACGUGGUUAAUGUAUCACCUCUGGUGGAUGCUGUCUUGUCAAUGGUAAAACCAUUCCUCAAGGAGAAAAUAAAGAAGCGGAUAUUUAUUCACCACGAUCUUGAGACACUUUACGAAUAUGUGCCUAAGGAUAUACUCCCAGUGGAAUUCGGUGGAACUAGUGGCCAUAUUGACGAAAUUCAAAAAGCUUGGGAGAAGAAGCUGGGAGAAUACAAAGACUGGUUCCUUGCUGAAGAAUCAGUGAUAGCAAACGAAGCCCUCAGACCAGGGACACCGACCAACUAUGAUGAGCUUUUCGGCAUAGACGGGUCAUUUAGACAGUUGUCUAUAGAUUAAUAUAGCAGAAUAUCAUUAUUUUUAAUUUUCGUUUUUUACUCUGUAUCAAUGGUAUAUUGAUCAUGGGCUUUUGGAGGGAAGUCACAAAAUACAUUUUAGCUAUUCAUUUUUAUAUCAUACGCUAUUUUCGGUCAAAAGGGUUCGCUCUGAGGCCCUAACCUUCACCUCCCUAAGGGAUGCGGAUGACCUGUUCCAUGUCCCAAUUACAUCGCUAAAAAGAAAUCUAGUAGAUUCUAGAGUCUAUACCGAUAGAUGUCAUAUGUGUUAGGAUGGUUGAAGAAAUUGCCAGCUAUAUAGUACAAUAAUAUUAUAUUUUUUGAGAAGUAAUUAUGAACGUAUUUGCAUUCAUUGCUAAGGAAUUCGAUGUUGAGAAAUUAAGUUUGAGUAUAUUGAGAGUAGAUUAUUUUUUAGAUAUCACAACAUGGUUAGUUGAUGGUACCAAAAUUCGCAAUUUAAACCAGCAAAAUAUAUUAAAUGACGUACAAUUAAUUUUAAAACCAAAUAGUUUAAAUGAUAAACAUUGUAAAAAUGAUUGAAUAUGGAAUUUAAUUACCUGUUAAUCUUUACAAAUUGAAACCCAUAAUCGACAUCAAUGGUAAAUUAAUGUAAUAAUAUUAAGAAAAAAUACACAUAUCAACAUUUUAUGAGGCACUGAAAAUAACCUAAAAUACCCAUUUGGUAAUAAUGUCUCAUAUAAAAGGCGAUGUUAAUAUUAA
Messenger RNA from Achroia grisella, 1728 nucleotides. RefSeq names its product alpha-tocopherol transfer protein-like. Bases 83 to 1012 code for a protein of 309 amino acids. Lineage: Eukaryota; Metazoa; Arthropoda; Insecta; Lepidoptera; Pyralidae. Gene Ontology annotation, molecular function: phosphatidylinositol bisphosphate binding. The transcript is spliced from 8 exons. The record is from RefSeq and is a predicted model, not a curated record. Gene Ontology annotation, cellular component: membrane.